This is a messenger RNA of Meloidogyne enterolobii, 1116 nucleotides long. NCBI's taxonomy places the organism in Eukaryota, Metazoa, Nematoda, Chromadorea, Rhabditida, Meloidogynidae. The record is from the annotation of a GenBank genome assembly.
AUGGCAACAUCAGCACAAAGGCGUGAACAAUUAGAAUAUCAUCUAAAAUCUUUCAGGGAGAUUGCAGAUCAGCGCGUUAAUGAAAAGAUAAUUCAAUGGAGUUAUCAUUUACCAGCCUUAGUGUCAUCAGCUAUUUUUAUCUGCCAAAUAGCUAACACAAUAAUAUUUGCAACUUUUGCUUAUAAUUUUGGACAGCUUAAUAAUUUAUUAUAUGAAUAUAUGUUAGAAACUGAUGCUAUGAAUAUUACACUUCCAAAUUCAACUUCCAAAUUUAAAUUAGAUGGGGUUAAUGCUGAAAGAUUAAAUCAAAUUGAUAAUUACCAUGAUCAACUUUGGAAUUUAUUUAUAGCGGAAGUUAUAGAACUUAUUUUUCCUGCUAUCAAUUUGUGUAUGUUUGCUUGGAUAAUUAAAGAUAAAAAUAGGAGAUUUCCAACAAGAAUACAAUAUAUUUAUUUGCUAUGCCCAGCUUUGGCAUUAAUUCUUUCAAUAACACAAGCAUUAACAAUUCAUACAAGCAUUACAGAAUCAAUUUACACUAUUCGCUUCUUAUUAGCAAAACUAUUAAAUCAGUUAUUAGAACUAAAUCGAAAUGGUCGUCUCCCUAUUGAGGAUUAUUUUGAAUGUGAAUUUUUUAAUGAUGAUGAUAUUGUGAAACCACCCUGUUCCGGUCAAAUUCAUGAUACAGUACUGAGCAAAUCCUCGUUAACUGUUGUUAUAACAAUUCAUAUAAUUCCAAUAAUUAUUGCUGUAUAUUUACUCAUUAAAAAUCUAAAGUCAAAUAAGCUUGAACAUCUAUUUCUUUACAUUGAAAGUGUCCCGCCUCAAAAUGCGUCAAAAUAUGAGAAGAAAAAUAUUUUUGAAAGUAAUGACAGAAUAUUCCAAAAUGAACAGAAAAAUGUGAGUGGAGGUAACAAUAAUAAUACAAGCUUAAAAGAGACAAUAAAUGGAUUACUUGCUGGGUUUAAUGUUAAAUUUAUAACAAAAAAGAUAUUUUGUGAGCACAUGCCCAAAUCAAACAGCAACCACACUGGAAGGCAAAGUGCUGACCCUAUUUCAGUUCAAAAUCUGAGACAGAUGCAAACAAAUGAAAAACAGAAAGAUGAAACUUGUUUUUAG